GGGUGGGUCGAGUCCUUCCCGGCGCUCUGCAUUCACCAUGUCCCUCUGUCUUCAGGCGCUCAGCUCAGUGAUAACUGGUGGUGCUUUCAUUUUCUAAGUGUUCUGUGCUAUUGUUUUCAUUGGACAUUUCACACUUUUCUACUUCGAUUUACGGUAUUCGAGUGAGGGAUGAGUAUGCGGUUGAUGACGUCACUCCUGGCCACUCUGGUGGUGGUGGGAGUAGGGGCGCAGCAGGGCGCGAGGGGGUGGUUCUCCCCGCGGCGGACGGUGACCAAGGUCCUGGAGCUGCGGAGCCUCGUCGUCACAUCCACCCCUUCCUCCUGCGUCGCCGUCCAGACCUCCCUACCCCCGUGCCGACAUAUCAGACAGCUCAAUCUGAGCCCCACCAGGCCGACAAGGAUUUAUGCGACGCGAGCCCCAGAGAUGCAGAUGCAGACCCAGCCAAUGCGAUUGGAGCCGAGCAACGGUAUGAUGUUCGGGGGCCCACCGGACCCACACAUGGGACCCAUGGCCGACCAGAACCAGCACCAGAACCAACAAGUGCAUCCCCCGCCGAACCAGAACCAGAACCAAAACCAGGGUGGCGGUCUCGGCUGGUUCUUCGGUCUCCAGGACGCGACCGUGACGAACACGGUGGUUCGACCCUUCACCAAGACCGUCACGGACCCCAACACCAUCGUCACGUUCUCCGUCAAGGGUUGCCAACCCUCCCGACUCCCGUUCGACCUGGGGCCCUGCGAGGACGGGCCCUUCGACAAGGACGAGGCCGAGCUGGCCAAGGCUCCCGCCUCCGGCACGCCCACACCACCGCCCUCUGUUGCUGCCGCCAGGGGCGCUGUUUACCAUUGAGGGUCCCCUUUAUCUUAAGUCUGUAUCCACGGAACUUGGAAGCUCUUCCAAUGUGACAGAAACUGAGGGUUUCCAAAAGUAAAUGCGUUGUUUAUAAUGACAAUGAAUAGUUGGAUUGCAUUUUGCAAAGAGGAGCCAGGAGCAUUGUAAUGUUGCUGGGAUUUAAACUUCACCCUUGCCAUAAAACUACCGUAAUCAUGCAAAAAAAUGAUAUUUAUGUGGACAUUUAUGUCUAAAAUUUACAGGUUUUAGCGUGUAAAAUAGAAAAUAUUUAAAAAUGAUCAGGUUUUUUUUCCCAGGACAAAAGAAUUUAUACCAUCUGAGCAACGUUGAAAUGCUCUUGGUUUCUUUCUGCAAAAUCCAAUCCAGUUCGUGUAUGGCUGUAAAAAUCGUAUUUUUAAGGAAAAUCCCUCUACAUGGAGAAAAAAACAUCAUAUUCGAACUUCAGCUUAAUCGGAACAGCAAAGUUUUCGGUCCAGAUAAAGGUAACAACACAUUUUUCCACUAAUCGUAGAUUGACGAAUAGCCGUUUUAUGUGACACUUUUCGACAUAAUCACGAAUUCACAAAAAAAAUCAAUGGAUGAAGAACAUGCCAUGGAUCCACAUGGAUAAGUGUUGCGGCGGAAAAAUCGAACCAUCAGUCGUCGGUUAAAAUUACGAGCCUAAGUAUGGUUGAAUAAACUGUGGUUCCCUCGACCGAAGUUCGGUUUCUGACCGAAAACUUUGUUGUUCCCUCGGAAACCGAGGUACUUUUUCCUCCGUGUGUCCGAAAAAUUUUAAGCCAUAAUUAGCAAUUUUUGACUGUCUUGAGGAAUUUAUUUCAUGGUCCUUAGAAUGUCGUUUUUACUUUUAAAUUACAUCGUAUCCUUACGGAAUUUCUUUCUUUAGUAGCGGUUACUGACUACUCAAAACCCAACAAUUUUUUUUUACUUUAGAAAUGGAAGUUCUGUGAAUUGGUCUCUUGAAAAACUUAGAUGUCGGGCCGUUUUUUUGGUUGGCAUAAAAUUUAGUCAGAAAAAUAUGAUGCAAGUAAUUACAUUAUGGGAGUUCCUUUACAAAAAAACUAGACACUCAGAUUCCUCACGAUGUCUCGUUGUCCAAACUAAUCAAUUCAGCAAUUUACUCAAAAGACAUGCAGUGGUAAAAUUGAUACUGAAGAUUCAUUAUUUGUGUACGAUGUUUCAAGCAAUUGUUCUCAAUAAAUAAUAAUUUUAGUGACCUA
Bemisia tabaci is the source of this 2072-nucleotide messenger RNA. RefSeq lists its product as uncharacterized. The record is from RefSeq and is a predicted model, not a curated record. NCBI's taxonomy places the organism in Eukaryota, Metazoa, Arthropoda, Insecta, Hemiptera, Aleyrodidae.